This is a messenger RNA of Tyto alba (common barn owl), 1377 nucleotides long. It is a transcript of the gene SPINT2, whose product is annotated as serine peptidase inhibitor, Kunitz type 2. Lineage: Eukaryota; Metazoa; Chordata; Aves; Strigiformes; Tytonidae. The transcript is spliced from 6 exons. Bases 69 to 785 code for a protein of 238 amino acids. Gene Ontology annotation, molecular function: serine-type endopeptidase inhibitor activity. The record is from RefSeq and is a predicted model, not a curated record.
GCGGGGCGCACCUGUGUGACGUCAGCGGGGCGGGGCGUACCUGGGUGACGUCAGCGGCGGCGGCGGCCAUGGCGGCGGGGCGGUUCUUCCCGCUGCUGCUGCUCCUGCUCCUGCCCGCGGCCGCCGCCAUCGAGGCCCGGCCCGGCCCCAACCGGCUCCUCCCGCUCGAGCUGUGCUCGCUGCCGAAGGCGGUGGGACGGUGCCGGGCCUCGAUGCCGCGCUGGUGGUUCAACGCCACCGGCGGCUCGUGCCAGAGCUUCGUCUUCGGCGGCUGCGAGGGCAACGGCAACAACUUCCCGACGGAGCGGGAGUGCCGGGAGAGCUGCGCCCGCCGCGCCGCUCCGCAGAAGCCCGAGCACCGCGCCGAGCCCACGGACGCCGCCUUCGACGAAUACUGCACCGUGCCCCGGGUGACGGGGCCGUGCCGGGCGUCCUUCCUGCGCUGGUACUACAGCCCCGGCAACCGGAGCUGCCGCCAGUUCAUCUACGGCGGCUGCCGCGGAAAUAAAAAUAAUUAUCAGAACGAAGAGGAUUGCCUGAACCGCUGCGGGCCCAAGCCAGAAAAUACUGGCGGCGCCGGUGCCGACCUCCGCAGGGAUCUUCUCUCCAGCAGAGCGCUGGCACUGGGGGUGCUCCUGGCCGUCCUGGCAGCUAUUUUGUUGGGUUACGUGACGGACGUCACCCUCAAGACGUGCCGGAGAAAACCGGAGCUGCCGGGAGCGGGAACGGGCUGGAGCCCCGGGGACGACAAGGAGUAUCUGAUGAGCAACGCCUACACCCUCUGAGGGGGGGGGAGCCCCCUUUCUGGACCCCCCAGAAGCGGGGAGACCCCCCCCCCCCCCUCUUUCCCCCAAAAUGACUUCUCUGGUGCAUUUUGGGCACCUCGCUUGUUCUUUAUAAUUAUUUUUCUCUUUUUGGGGCGGGUUGGUUCGUGUGUUGUUUUUUAUUUUUAAUUCUUUUGUAGUAAAACAGGUGUGGGGGAUUGCGGGGGGGGGGGGGGGCGGGAGGCACCCCUAAAAUCACUCACCCCCCCUUGGGUGGGAGGGGGACUCCCCUUUUCCCAGCUCUUCCCACUGGGAUUUGGUGGCUGGCUGGACCCGAGAGGGCUGGGGCCCUCUUCCAGUGAUUUGGGGGGGGGUCACAGUGAUUUUUGGGGUGGGGGGGAUCCCAUUGAUUUUUGGGGGGGGGGGGGGGUCCCAGUGAUUUCAGGGGGCCCCAUCCCCUUGCUUUGUGGGGGUGGGUGGGCACAGGGGGGGGGGUAUUUGUGAUUAUUGAAUCAACCAGAUUUGGGGGUUUAAUUAUUAAUUUGGGGUUUUAUAUAUUAGAGGGAUUUUUUUUUUUUUUUCCUAAAUAAAGGGAGAUGUGAAUCACCCUCUA